Molecule: messenger RNA, 707 nt
Organism: Callorhinchus milii (elephant shark)
Lineage: Eukaryota; Metazoa; Chordata; Chondrichthyes; Chimaeriformes; Callorhinchidae
Product: NGFI-A-binding protein 2-like
Exons: 4
Coding region: 1-609 (202 amino acids)
Biological process (GO): negative regulation of DNA-templated transcription
Cellular component (GO): nucleus
Molecular function (GO): transcription factor binding; transcription coregulator activity
Source: RefSeq, a predicted model, not a curated record
AUGACCCUACCCACCAGCCUGGGGGAGCUCCAGCUGUACCGACUGCUGCAGCGAGCGAACCUGUUGGCUUACUACCAGACCUUCAUCCAGCAGGGGGGGGACGAUGUCCGCCAGCUGUGUGAGGCGGGGGAGGCCGAGUUCCUGGAGAUCAUGGUGCUGGUGGGAAUGGCCAAUAAACCCCUCCACGUGCGGCGGCUGCAGAAGCUCAAGAGGAAGACGGCGGAGUCGGGGUCGGGGGGCACCAGCGCCGGACACGACUCCCAGCCCCCGCCCCGCUCCCCGGCCAGCGAAGGACCCCCACCCACCGCCCCCGCCAAUACUCGGCUGUGCCUCCAAGACCGGACCCUGGUGAUGCGUCGAGUCGAUCUCUUCUCCGUCUGUCGCCCGGCGGCACGGGACUGCGCUUACCCUCACCCGGACAGGACCCGCAGAUCAAGCCCAGAGGAGACAAGUCCCCCACGAGACAAGAGGCUGAAACAAGAGGUCGUGUCGGGGGGUGAGGGGUCGGAGCCUCAGAGUCCCGCCCACGAGGGGUGCGGCCAGGACCGGGCGGAGCACAGCAGCGGCCAAUCAGAGGGGAGCCCGGGCGCCAACACGCACGGUGGGUAAACCUCGCGCCCUACGCAACGACGACGACAACAACGACAACAACUUGCCUUUACACGGCGCCCUUCGCGCGAGCCAGAGUCUCGGGGUGCUUGACGGUG